AUGGCCAAGCGCAUCACCAAGGAAUUUGCCGAGAUUUCCCAAAACCCCCCUGAGGGCUUCUCCGUGUCUCUGCCUCCCAACGAAUCCAUCCACACCUGGCACGUCACCUUGUCGGCGCCCGCCUCGACCGUCUACCACCCAGGCAAAUUCGGCAUCCUCCUCAGCCUUCCCACCGACUACCCCUUCAAGCCCCCGGUCGUCAAGUUCGUCACCCGCAUCUACCACCCCAAUGUGACAAACGACAAUCUCGGCAACAUCUGCCUAGGUCUCCUCAAGCCGGACGCCUGGAAACCUAGCACUAAGCUCUAUGGCGUUCUGGAGGCACUUCGCAACCUCUUAGAAGAGCCACAACUCGACAGCCCUCUUGAAGAUCGCAUUGCACAGCAGUACCAGACCGACCGGGCUGCUUUCGAGCAAGUGGCGAAGCAGAAUGUCCAAAGUUACGCCAUGGACCCGCCUGUUUUUCCUCCUGUUGCUUAG
Messenger RNA from Fusarium pseudograminearum CS3096, 480 nucleotides. RefSeq lists its product as uncharacterized. NCBI's taxonomy places the organism in Eukaryota, Fungi, Ascomycota, Sordariomycetes, Hypocreales, Nectriaceae. The record is from RefSeq and is a predicted model, not a curated record. The coding region runs from base 1 to 480 and encodes 159 amino acids. The transcript is spliced from 2 exons.